AUGGCGGAGACGGUGUCCAUUACGAUCUGUGGCGAUGGUGGAUGCGGAAAGUCAUCUAUCACGCUGCGAUUGGUGCGCAGCCAAUGGACGCAUGAAGGAUUCAUAUUCCGUCACCCGGACUGUUGACGGUGUGCCAUAUUUUCUUGCCUUAACCGAUACGGCUGGCCAAGAGGAAUAUCGUGGUCUCUGGGCUUCCUCAAAUCUUAAGUCCGAUGCAUUCCUCCUCGUCUACGAUAUCACAAACGCGCCUACAUUGGAGGCUUUAGACUACUUCAUGGACAUGAUUGACAUUGAGGCAGAGCAACGAUUGGAAACUAAUGCGCGAUUGAUGAAAGAAAUGGGCCACUUGCGUCAUCCAGGAGAGCUGGUUGCUGUUGGCAUGGCUCCACCGGUGAGGAUCAUGGCUGGAAACAAAUGCGACCUGAAAGACGCAAGGGUGGUGAGCGCAAGACAGGGAUUGGAAUAUGCUAGGAGAAGAGGUUGUGGCUUUAUGGAAACAAGCGCAAGGGAAAUGGUAAAUAUCGAGGAGACAUUUGCUUUAAUCGUUCGUCGCGUCAUCGAAGCGCGGCGUCGCCAUCAUCUCCAACAAUUUCCCGUUCGACCACGAACACCUGGUCAUUCCUCUCUUGCAGCUCAUUCUCUACCCCAGAGCUUAUUUUCUCCUGACCUUAUUUUAUCAUCGCAGACCGAUUCGCACUCAAGGACUCCAGCCCUCACAGCUAAAGAGAGGGAAAUUACGGACAAUAACAAUAAUGAAACAACUGAAAGCUCCUUGCAGAAACCAAACCAGUGGCAGGGCCUGGGGAGCGCAAUCUCCAAACGUAUCCGGAGCAUGAAGUCCCGGGAUACCGUGGACCAAAGCCACAAGUCACCACCAUCCACUGACCACCGCGAAAAGAGUAUAUCUGAAGCGGCAAAUCCUGAUCCAAACGACCCCCCGCAGCCUAGGGAGGAAGGAGAUGAUGGCGUCGUAGUAAUGAAAACCCAAGGCCAUAUGAACGACAGAUAUGAGCCUGGAGGGUCGAAGAAAAUUUGGUGGACGUGGCUUUUCUGCCGAAAUUAG
Molecule: messenger RNA, 1063 nt
Organism: Blastomyces dermatitidis ER-3
Lineage: Eukaryota; Fungi; Ascomycota; Eurotiomycetes; Onygenales; Ajellomycetaceae
Product: Ras small monomeric GTPase
Exons: 4
Coding region: 35-1063 (342 amino acids)
Biological process (GO): Ras protein signal transduction
Cellular component (GO): plasma membrane
Molecular function (GO): GTP binding; GDP binding; GTPase activity
Source: RefSeq, a predicted model, not a curated record